CGGUUCGCGCGAGCUAUUCCGUCGAUUCCCUUGUCCGUGCCGUGCGGUGUGAUCUGUCCUUGCGUGUUGUGUGCUCCGGAAGUUUCGCCGGAGGAGUUUUAUUGUCCUUUUUUUCUUUUUGUUCCGUGGUGCGCGCAGGUUGACCCGUCUCCCCGCGUUCCCACCGCCCGAAAAUCCGUCAAAAUAAAGCCCCAGGUGGUCGAAGUCCAACUGGGCUUGCCUCAGCAGGAUCCGGAACAGCUGCAGGCGCCGGGGGACGUGGACGACCGUAGAACGGACCGCGAGGAAAGUGCGCCGUCCUCCCCGGAGACUUCGUCCUCGUCUGCUUCCGGGGGCGUUCCGCCACCGCUGGUCGACCACGUUCGGUCCCAGCAGCAGCAACCGGAUCAGCAGGGUUGCGCCUCGUCGUCGUACAAUCAUCAGCAGGAAGUCGACGUGGCCACCGGGGAAGGCUGCGGCGAGGAAGAGGAGGAGGAGGAGGGACCGCUAGAGAACGAGCAGGAAGUGCUUUCGAAGGGACAAGUUCCGGAGGACGAGGUUCUGGUGAUCAUAGCGGAAGAGGCGCCUUCGUUCAAGGUCACCUUCGAGGAGGAGAAAGCGGCUUCGAACGGGGCUGGUCAGCAGCAGCAGCAGGAGGAACAGGGAGAACCGUCUUCGUCGUCGUCGUCAUCGUCGGCACAGGAGACCAGCUCGGUCAACAACAUGCCAGUCAAAGUAGAUAUCGUGCCUCCUCCGCCAAACAAUUCCAAGCAGCUCGGAGUGACCAAAUCGCUGCUUUACAAUGGGUCCAAAUUUCGGGGCUUCCAAAAGUCCAAGGGAAACUCGUACGAGGUGGAGGUCGUGCUGCAGCACGUCGACGAGGCCAACUCGUUCCUGUGCGGCUACCUCAAGAUCACCGGCCUCACGUUCGAGUUCCCGACGCUGACGACGUUCUUCGACGGCGAGAUCAUCUCGAAAAAGUACCCCUUCCUGACGCGCAAGUGGGACGCCGACGAGGACGUCGACCGGAAGCACUUUGGCAAAUUUGCAGCCUUUGUCGACUACCAGAAGAACUUCAACUCGGACGACUUCGACUACGACGAGCUGCAGAAGAGCGACUACGUGUUUAUGCGAUGGAAAGAGCACUUUUUGGUACCUGACCACAAGAUUAAGGACAUCAACGGAGCGUCAUUUGCCGGAUUCUAUUAUAUUUGCUUCCAAAAGUCGCGGGCGGUUAUGGAAGGUUACUACUACCACAGAUCCUCGGAAUGGUACCAAUCGUUAACGCUGGAGCAUGUUCCAGAGUCGUGCAUUCAGAUUUACGAGUUUAGAUAAAUCUGCUGCUUACUUAAAAAAAAUAAAAAAAACACAAGUUUUGCUUGUUGAUUAACCUACACAUAGAAUUGUGCGUUAUCAGCUAUUGUUGAAAAUGUUGAAGAAAAAAAAAACUCACAAAACAUACACGCAAAAAAAAACACUUUAAUUUAUAAUGGGACAAAUCAUUAGCGUGCGUCGCGAGCUUGGAGCAAUUUUUAUCCUCGUUUACUCUAACAAAACCAUAUGCUACAAUCUAAUAGGACAGUAAAAUGAAACCAACAAAUCUUAACUGAGUUCUCUGUAGGAGGAAACGCUAGCGUCACUUACACACAGACACAAACACAUAUUAAUACGAUGAUAAUAAUUUUAUAUUGCGCCUCGAACAUUAUGACACGUAAGCAAAAAAAAACUAGUUUCAAGCUACUCGUAGCAAGUUAUAGUCAACCUUUUCGGCGAGUCUAACGAAAUUCAAAUUUUGACGAACGAAACGAAAAGAUUACAAUUACAACCCCCUACUUAUAAUUUUGGGAGUAAUGUUAUCCAAUAAACGAUAUAAACAGCCCGCAUAAAUAAAAGUUCUUGGAAGAAAAUCCAAUCUAAAUGCCAUUUCGCCACACGGUCCCAACACCAAUUCGCGUGUGAAUUAUUUAAAACUUAUGUCCCAACUCAAGUUAAAAAAAAGCAAACCGACGAAACGAAUAAGAGUGAAAAACCACAAAGUAGGAAUAGCAUGUUCCCCCUUAAAAAAAAACUAAUAUUUCAAAAAAAAAACAAAAUUAAACACCCUCUUUGAUGUUGUACGUGCGAGGGCGCAACUCGCUAGACUAAAGUUACGAGUUGGGUGGGCCGAACAGAGCAGGGAGACCUGCGUAUAGGGUAUUUUGUAAGCGAGCGAGCGAACGCGCAACACGCGUUCUUGGAGGAGAAUAUUUUUUUUCGAGAUGCUGUAAUGAUAUUACUAGACACGUAUUGUAAUAACACUGUACUACUCUCUCUCUCUCUCUGUCACACAUCGCGCCCCCUUGUCUCUGUCGAAAGCAAAACUUGGGUCAUGAAUCGUAUGAAUUAUAUAUAUACAUACUUAUAUUUUCAAUAAAAAGCGGGAUCGCGACAAAAGAAACGCGAGUCAACG
Messenger RNA from Culex pipiens pallens (northern house mosquito), 2428 nucleotides. RefSeq names its product glucose-induced degradation protein 4 homolog. The record is from RefSeq and is a predicted model, not a curated record. Gene Ontology annotation, biological process: protein targeting to vacuole; negative regulation of gluconeogenesis; protein catabolic process in the vacuole. The transcript has 5 exons. Lineage: Eukaryota; Metazoa; Arthropoda; Insecta; Diptera; Culicidae. Bases 703 to 1314 code for a protein of 203 amino acids. Gene Ontology annotation, cellular component: GID complex; extrinsic component of membrane.